AGGAUACUUGAGGAGAUGCAACAGAUCUCAAACCCAACAAACUGCCAUCGACUCAAUCCUUCUGCUUCAACACAGACUGAACACCAAACCAUAGAAGACUUUCACUACGCAGGUUGAAGAAGAUCUUGGUGAUCGCAAUCAGAGCAUUUCUUAGAACUUCGACACAUCCUUUGGGUAUUUAGAGACAAUGCAAAAUGCAGGCGAUGUUCUUUGAUAACAGGUGGGUUGUUAUGUCUUCGAGGCCUUAGCGACCGUUAUGUCGAACUCACGACACCGGUGCUGAUAACAGCAAGUCCUUCUACUAGUUCCACUUGUCUUGUGAUGCUCUAAAUCAGAUUAAGGGAGUGACCGGCGGCUCUCCUCUCCAUCCAAAUCUAUGAUCAGCUCGGUGUGUGUUUCGUCUUACCGCGGGCGCAAGUCGGGCAACAAACCUCCGUCCAAAUCAUGUCUGAAGGAAGAGAUGGCCAGGGCCGAGGACUCGGACAAGAUCAUCCUGAACGUUGGCGGCACGCGCCACGAGACAUACAAGAGCACGCUUAGGAGUAUCCCGGGCACGCGCCUCGCUUGGCUAGCCGAUUCGGAAGCGCAGCUGGACGCCAACGCGGAAACAGGACAAACGCCCGGCACCAACGAGUUCUUCUUCGACAGGCACCCGGGCAUCUUCGCCUACGUGCUGAACUACUACCGAACCGGGAAGCUACACUGCCCAGCGGACGUGUGUGGCCCGCUGUUCGAGGAGGAGCUCGCCUUCUGGGGCAUCGAUGAGACAGAUGUUGAGCCAUGCUGCUGGAUGACUUAUCGGCAGCACCGCGAUGCUGAGGAGGCGCUGGAUAUCUUUGAGCCGCCCGAUCCUGAGGAUGCCGACGAUGAUCGGGAUGUACCGCGGCGCUUCGGUAUCGAAGACUGUCCAGAGCGCUCCAGAGGCUGCUUUGAAGUUUGGCAGCCCAAAAUCUGGGCUCUCUUCGAGGACCCGUACUCGUCCCGCGCUGCGAGGAUUGUUGCCUUUGUCUCUCUCUUUUUCAUCUUGGUGUCUAUCACCAACUUCUGCCUUGAGACCCAUGAGGCCUUCAAUGAAAUCCAGAACCGUACCGAAAUGAUUUUUGAUGGCAAUGCUACCAAAGUGGUGUUCAGUCUGGAGGUGGUGACGAAUCCUGCACUAACACUGGUGGAGGGCAUCUGUGUAGUGUGGUUUACAUUUGAGUUCCUGGUGCGCAUCAUCUGCUGUCCUGACAAGUUGCUCUUUAUCAAGAAUAUGCUGAAUAUCAUUGACUUUGUGGCCAUUCUGCCCUUCUACUUGGAGAUUAGUCUGAGCGGACUGUCCUCCAAAGCUGCCACAGAUGUGCUAGGAUUCUUGCGAGUGGUGCGUUUUGUGAGGAUCCUGCGGAUCUUCAAGCUGACCCGUCACUUUGUAGGGCUGAGGGUGCUUGGCCAUACACUGCGUGCCAGUGUUAACGAGUUUUGCCUCCUCAUCAUCUUUCUUGCUCUUGGUGUCCUCAUCUUUGCUACAAUGAUCUACUAUGCAGAGCGCAUUGGCGGACACCCUGAUGAUCCAUACACGAACAACCACACUCAUUUCAAGAACAUUCCGAUCAGCUUCUGGUGGGCUGUGGUCACUAUGACCACACUGGGUUAUGGGGACAUGUAUCCUCAGACCUGGCUGGGUAUGAUGGUUGGUGCACUGUGUGCAUUAGCAGGCGUUCUAACCAUUGCCAUGCCAGUCCCUGUUAUUGUGAACAAUUUUGGUAUGUACUACUCCCUGGCCAUGGCAAAGCAAAAGCUGCCCAAGAAGAGGAAACGCCACCACAGAAACCCUGACACUGUGCUGGACUCUGCCUCAUUUGGAAAAUCUGAGAGCAACUCGCAUAGAAAUAGCACCCAAAGUGACACAUGCCCUCUUGCACCUGAGGAAAACAUUGCAAGGACCCGUUCAGACUCAAAGCAGAAUGGCGAUGCUAAUGUAGCUCUAUCAGAGGAUGAGCCACUCUCUCCCAGUGAGAGGUGGUCCCUCCGCCGCUCACACAAACGAGACAAGUGCAAGAAAGAGGGUACCUCCUUCCUCCUGACAUCUGGAGACUUUUCCUGCAGCACUGACCCCACCAUCUGUACAGAGACUUGCAAAGACACCCUCACAACCACUGCCAGCUACGGCCAGACAGAAGUGACUACGAUGACGUGAAGUGACAUGAUUAGAUGAACAGGAGAGAGUCUAUCCAUCAGAGAUACUAUCCAUUUGUGUCUGUUGGACUCCAGUCAUUCAUCCAGCAGUCCCAGUUGUACACACAACACACGUUCCCCUUCACUAAAGUACAACACACCUGUCUGCACCCCAGCAUGUUGUUGCAUGACAACUGUACUUAAUAUUUUAGGCACAUUCAAACUUUGUGUGUACUGUGUGUCAUCUUAUCUGAAGUGACUUUGUCAACGACAUUAUGGAAAUCAUAAUUCUCAUUCGAGCGAUAAUUUCACUGACCUGCAGCAAACUGCAUAUUUUCCAAAAUAACAAUCGAAAGUUUCAUAAAUCUGUAGUAGGUGUAGCUCUAUAAAUUGUCAACCUCCUUGUCAAACAUAUUGGGAGGUUGGAUUUGUUUUGAAUAAAGAAUAACAUUUCCAGGUCUGUAUCUGAUUAGCAUCAUGCCAGAGGUUUGCUGUAGAGACAGCAGAGCACACUGAAAUGAAAGAAGGUGCUCAUAGGAAGCUGUCUGGAAAAAUGUUUAAUCAUUUACUUUGAGUAGCCAUUUUCAGGUUAUUUUGAUUCAAGGUGUUUGUUCUCCUUUUAACAUUUUGAUUCUGAUUAUUUUACGGAUAUUAUAAAAUCAAAAUUUAAUUAAAAAAUAGCAUUUUUUAUAUUAAUAAACAUGCAAACAGUUUAUUGCUUCAUUUUAUAAUGUCACUGGUUGAAAGGGGACCAAGCAUCAUUACUGUGUGUGUGUGUGUGUGUGUGUGCGUGCGUGCACCCUUACUGGACUACCUAAACCUCCUUUACUAUAUAUGUGCUGUAUUCUGUUCCCGCUGUGCCUACUGUCAUGUACUGGAGAAAAUCAUUGAAACAAAUUAAUAUUUUGACCCAUGGACAGAAGUAUAUAAAGUAUAGUCUUUAAAAUAGGUGCAAGAAGUCUUUUAGUCUUUUAUUUCUUAUUAGUCUGCCAUAGUUGCCUUAUGUUUAUGAACCAAACAAAUGUUAGUUUUUAUUUUAACCUACAACCCUACAUUUAAAAAAAAACCUCUUUGUAAAUAAAAGCACACUUCUAUGUAGCACAGUAUAUUAGGCCAUUGCAUAUGUUAUAGAGUUAGCAUAAUCAUGCCACAAAUGCAUUAUAUCACAUUAUGGUAUCUGUGUAUAAACCAUAAACAGAGAUUAUUUUUUCUAUGAUUUUUUAUUUUUAUUUUUUAUGAUUUUACUGUCUGUGUUUUGGGAAAUGGCUUCUCGUAUAGACUUGUAUGGUACUGUGCAGUAACUCUUAAUAAAACUGUAUAAUGUGUGUCUUGGUGAAGCUGUUUAACAUUUUGUAUCAUGUAGGCAUGUUUCUAUGCACUUCUGCUGGAAUACAAUUAAAUAAAAUAUUCCCUAAUCUGCAAA
This is a messenger RNA of Hemibagrus wyckioides, 3577 nucleotides long. It is a transcript of the gene kcnc4, whose product is annotated as potassium voltage-gated channel, Shaw-related subfamily, member 4. Gene Ontology annotation, cellular component: voltage-gated potassium channel complex; neuronal cell body membrane; dendrite membrane. The record is from RefSeq and is a predicted model, not a curated record. Gene Ontology annotation, molecular function: delayed rectifier potassium channel activity; protein binding. Bases 377 to 2176 code for a protein of 599 amino acids. The transcript is spliced from 5 exons. Lineage: Eukaryota; Metazoa; Chordata; Actinopteri; Siluriformes; Bagridae. Gene Ontology annotation, biological process: protein homooligomerization; potassium ion transmembrane transport.